AUGAUAGAUAAGAGAGAGAAAGAGAGAAGAAGGAUGCUUGCUUCCCCUUCUAUGCUCAUCUCACGGAUCUUGCCUCUCCACUCCUCUCCUCUCCUCUGAUCCUCCCCCUCUUAUUUUAUCCUUUAGUACUUGCUCUAUAUAUACACACACACACAGACAAGGACGCCUAUAGAAUAAACAAGAGAAGAGAGUACUGGUUCCUCCGUUGACGCAUCAAAACAAAGAGACCUCCACCACCUCCUCCGACGACACACACCUCUACGCACGCAAGGACCAGGUAUCAGUUAAUGGCUUCUUGGAAAAAAACCAUUACAUCCCCUUUCAGGAAAGCUUGUACUUUCUUCAACCAGCAGCAAGCCGUCAGCAGGGACAAGAAGUCCCAGCCAGGGGAGGAGAAAAGGGUGCUGGACCUUCAUGGUGAAGUCAUGGCAUGUGGUUAUGAAGAUGUUCAAGUGAUGUGGUCGAUUCUUGACAAGUCCAAAUCCGCCACCUGCGACAUGACCACUUCUUGAUCCCCUAGCUAUACAUCGUAGUACAUGUUCAUGCAUGUACGAGCCCAGGAUCAUGUCAUGGUGUGUGCAUAUGCAUGGAUCUGGUAUACAUGCAUGCAUACAUGUCUGUAGAUAUCGUCACAUCAUGACAGGGAAUUGGGAGUAGGCAGAUUUUUAGAAUGCCCAUUGUUGGAUUAGGAAUCGGUGAUGCUGGAGGUGGUGGGAGAUCUCAGUAUGUAAUAGGGAAUCCCUGUGAUCAUUGGAAAUCACGGUGAGAUUUAAUGGAAAUCAAUUUAGAUCGCUUUAUUUUUAUUUUA
Molecule: messenger RNA, 808 nt
Organism: Populus trichocarpa (black cottonwood)
Lineage: Eukaryota; Viridiplantae; Streptophyta; Magnoliopsida; Malpighiales; Salicaceae
Exons: 2
Coding region: 288-512 (74 amino acids)
Source: RefSeq, a predicted model, not a curated record